This is a messenger RNA of Cladocopium goreaui, 402 nucleotides long. NCBI's taxonomy places the organism in Eukaryota, Dinophyceae, Suessiales, Symbiodiniaceae. The record is from the annotation of a GenBank genome assembly.
AUGGCUUCAAAGCCAUGGAUUGCGCUGAAAUCUCUGGCGCUGUGGGCUCUACUGCUGAGGCCCUCGUUUCUGAGCCCCUCGUUGCCUCAACGGCAACGACCCGUGCGGGCGCGACCCGUGCGGGCGCUGGAGGAGCCCAGCGAGGUGGAGCUGCCCUGGAACGCCAUCUUAGAGAAAUGGCAGGGAGCAGCACAGCAAAAUUUCGAGAUUGGAGGGAUUCCAGACUUGAUUCCUCCUGGUUUGCAAUACAAUCCGGAUCUCAGGUCGUACUACGAGGGCGACGGCGCCAUGGAUCGGAUGACCUACGAGGACCGCCCCUUCCGAGCCUUCAGCGACGAGGAGCGCGCCGGGCGACCGGCCUUUCCGUGGCUGGGCCGGAGUUUUGGGUGGGAAAUUCGGUGA